GGCCCUCUGAAGCAACGGAACCUACUGCUGCCAGCUGUGUCCGGCUGCUGCAGCUGCUGUCCCAGCUGUGGCCUCUGGCAGAAACUUUCCUGCAUCCCCUUCCCCCUCCAACUGGGGGUAGGGAAGGAAGAAAGAAGAGCCCCCCCCUCUCAAACUCUGGGAGAGAGGUGGGGGCAGGUGCCAAGCCAGGCCCUGGGGCCAGAGCCAUGGAACGAGCUGGGCCCCCCCACUGGCCUGGAAUUGGGUCCCUCUGCGUCCUGCUCAGUGCAGGGGCUGCCUGGGCAACCCCUGCACCUCAGUGGGAACUGAAGCAUGAGCCAGUGCUGGAAGGUCCCUUGUUUGAGAGCAAAGUCACUCUCUUGUUGGCUGAAGAGAAAGAGAAGCCCAUGUGCUUCACACAGAGGUUGGAGGACCUGGUCUGCUUCUGGGAAGAGACGGCCAGCUUGGGGUCCAGGAACUACAGCUUCUUCUACCACUUAGAGGAGGAAUUAUGGAAACCCUGCACACUGCAGGUUGUCUGGACAGGAAGGGGCACGAUCCGCUACACCUGCCCCUUCCCCCUGUCUGACGCCUCCAGCUUCAUCCCACUAGAGCUGAAGGUCUUGGCCAUGCCCAAUGGCACGGAGCUCCGGAGGACCAUCUAUAUCAAUGAAGUAGUGUUUCUAGACCCACCCUCUGGCUUAACCGUCCAGCAGACAGAGACCCCCGGCCAGGUGGUCCUUCACUGGUUCCCACCCCCGAUGGCCCAGGUGACCAAAGACAUCCACUAUGAGGUCAGGUACUCAGAAGCGGCUGGCACCACGGAACAGAGGAUGGACGUCCAGGAAGGCAGGACCGACUGUGUUAUUGCCAACCUCCGUGGGCACACUCACUAUACCUUUACUGUUCGGGCGAAGAUGGCAGAGCCCAGCUAUAGUGGCUACUGGAGCUCCUGGUCCCUGCCUGUCACAGUGUUGAUAGCUAGUGAACUGGACCCUCUGAUCCUGGGCAUGUCUGGGAUACUCACCAUCAUUCUGCUCUUGCUAGUCAUCCUGGGCCUCCUCUCACAACGCAGGUUUCUGAAACAGAUGUUUUGGCCCGGCAUCCCUAGCCCAGAGCAUGGAUUCGAGGGCCUCUUCACCAUCCACAGAGGCAACUUCCAGCUGUGGCUGGGACAGAGUGACGCCUGUUUGUGGUGGGGGCCGCUCGGCGCUUACCUGUGAGCGCCAGCCAGGCUGGAGGUGCUCUCCGAGCGCUGUUGGGUGGCCCCUGCUGAGCCGGCCCGGGAAGAGGAGCCCCUGCUGUUGCCAGAGGCCCGCCAGCUGGCCCAGGGAGCCAAGGACGACUACCUCUGUGCUGGACACAAGGGCUGCUGCCCCACAGUCCAGCUGCUGGGCCCCUGGGCGCCGGGCCCCUUCAGCCUUCGGGGCUCAGGCACCAGUGCAAGCCGGCCCUGGAAGGUGCAGGGGGACCUGGCCACAGAGACAGAGGCCAAGUCUGGCUCUUCUUCAAUGGCCUCCAUCUCCACCCUAGGACCUGAGCAGGAAGAACAGGUGUUGGCUGCCAACUUUGAGUACACCAUCCUGGAUCCAGUUCUCAGCUGCCUCUGUCCUCGAGUCCCACCCUCUCUGGCCCUGAGUCCCCCGACCUUCAAGUAUCUCUAUCCCGUAGUGUCAGACUCUGGAAUCUCAGCCGACUACAGUUCUGGCGGCUCCCAGGCCCCUGGCAGCUCACCUGAGGGCCUCUACAGCAACCUGUAUGAGAACAGCCGUCUCCAGCCCAACCCAGAGCCUCUGCCCCCAAGCUAUGUGGCCUUGUUCCUAGUGGGCAGCUUCGGAGGCUGGUUAGUCAGGGCCACAGCUGGCAGCCUCUCCACUAGGAGUCAGCUGCAGGAAGGGAGGAGGAAGGAGGCAGGCUUCAUUCUCUUUCCUUCCUCAUUCUCCCACAGGGCCAUGGGCAGGGGGAAGGCAUAG
Molecule: messenger RNA, 1952 nt
Organism: Dromiciops gliroides (monito del monte)
Lineage: Eukaryota; Metazoa; Chordata; Mammalia; Microbiotheria; Microbiotheriidae
Gene: EPOR
Product: erythropoietin receptor
Biological process (GO): positive regulation of cell population proliferation; cytokine-mediated signaling pathway; hemopoiesis
Cellular component (GO): membrane; external side of plasma membrane
Molecular function (GO): protein binding; erythropoietin receptor activity
Source: RefSeq, a predicted model, not a curated record